UCGGGUUUCUGGUGUGCAUGUAAACGUGUGCUCACGGUGUCAGACUGAACUCUGGGAUGGAUGUUUGAGGAGAAUCAGUGCCACGUCUGAAGAAGGGCGGAGCGAGCGAGGACGCGACGCGACGCGACGCGACGCCCUUCAUCUUCACGCUCGAGCCUGCCUCCGCGUCAGCUCUGCGCUGUAUCGACUCCGACACGCGUUCAAACUUCAGCAAAAGACACUUUCGUUCGUUUAGGGACUCUGAACUGCCAGCGUGCGAGUUUGUGAGGAACUGAAGUCGUUCUUCUAGAAGUUCCUGUGAAUACAGCAAUCAGAGGAGUCUGUCCCGCGGACACAACGCGAACGCAACGCGCCGCUCGCUGAGCAGUAAGCAUCGCAACGCAGGGAACGAUGGCAGCGAAGAACAGAAACAAGAACAGCUCGCAGCCGAACAGCAGCGAGAAGCCGCCCGCCAGCAGCCCGCAGAGCGCGCAGAGAGCGCAGAGCAACGCGUCGGGCUCGCUGCUGAAGCUGCUGUCCGCGCUGAGCUACAUGGGCUUCGUGGCUGGGACCGUGAUCGUGUCCGUGUGCUUCUAUCAGGAGCUGUCCGAGAUCAAGCACAGCAGCUCCAGACACGAGCAGUGCGUGCAGAAGAGCGCAGACGCGCAGCAACAGAUCAGGUCUAUGCAGGCGUCUCUGGAGGCUCUGGAGAGCGCAGUGCUCGGCGUCAGGACUGAUCUGGAGCGCACCGGCCGAGCCGCGCAGAAAGGAGAGGACAACACCCGGCGGCUGGAGGACUCGCUCCAGAACCUCCAGAGCAAGAUCUCCCAGGAGCUGACGCAAGCCAUCCGGGAGGUGAAGGAGGCGCGGGAGAAGCACGCCUUGUCCCUGGAGGAGCGCCUGUCCCAGCUGAGCCACUCCACAGCUGAGUCCUCCGUCCAGCAGAGCCAGUUCCAGAGCGAGCUGCAGGAGCUCAGGGCUCGUCUGGAGCAGCAGGAUGCUCCGGCGCUCCUCAGGCAGGAGCUGGAGUCCCUCAGCAGCGCCGUAGCCACGCUCCACACCGCCAGCGAGGUGUCCGAGGGGAACAUGGCCGUGCUGCGCGAGCAGAUUGCAGCGGUGAGCGCUGAGCAGCAGACAAGGAACAGGGAGGUGGCGUCUGUGUCUGAGGACGUGGAGGCCGUGAGGACGCUGCUGCAGAGCGCCGCAGGGAGCCUGAGGGACGAGAUGUCCGCGGCUCGAGCCGACGCUCAGAGCGCCUCGGACCAGACCCAGAGCCUCAGCGACCGGCUGGAGCACACCAGCACUGCCCUCCAGAGCCUGGAGACGCACUCCAGAGACCAGCUGCUCCAGCUGGAGAAGCACAGAGAAGACGUGGCGGGCCGGCUGAAGAGUGUGGAGGAGAGCCAGGAGGGCAUGGAGUCCUCACUGACGGAGCAGACCAACAGACUGAACGCUCUCACGGCCAAGCACGAAUCCCAGCAGCGCUCGCUGGGUGAUUACAAGACGACCGCCGAGACAGAGAGCCAGGCGCUGAGAGACGGACUGGACGGCUUGAGGAGCCGCCUGGAGGAGCUGCAGACCCAAGUAUCUGAACUGGACGCUGGUCAAGAGAAAGAAGCAGUCGAUGCAUUUAAAAACGUUACUUAGUGAGCCUGAGAUGAGCUGCUGGAGGCAGAAGCGGUCGUUCAGGAUGAUGGGUGCUGUGGGUGGUGGAAACGUGAAAGCUGUCUAUCAGAGCGAUGAAUGGGUGAACUGCUGUCUCUUACGUCGAGACACAACUGCACUGUAGUUCAUAGCUGCUCAGAGGUUUUCCAGGGCUAUCGGUCAUUCUCUCUCUGAGCUCAUCACCAUUGUAGUGGUUUUCCAAUAAAAUGAUUAAAACCCUUCCAUACUAGCAUGUCUUUAUCUAAU
Messenger RNA from Sinocyclocheilus grahami, 1890 nucleotides. It is a transcript of the gene ckap4, whose product is annotated as cytoskeleton associated protein 4. The transcript is spliced from 2 exons. The coding region runs from base 391 to 1626 and encodes 411 amino acids. The record is from RefSeq and is a predicted model, not a curated record. NCBI's taxonomy places the organism in Eukaryota, Metazoa, Chordata, Actinopteri, Cypriniformes, Cyprinidae.